AUGGCUGAGUGUGGCAUGCCAUCGUACGCCUCCUUGGGCGACGCAGCAAAUAAAGUUCUGGCUGACGGAGUGGACUAUGAUCGGGCUAAAGUCGAUUUCAAGUACACAGGAUGUGACAAGAACUUCUCAGUGCACUCAGGAUGUGCUAUAGCCACAGACUCAACAUUGGCAUCACAUUGCAUACAAGUUAGUCACCCUGCUGUGGAGAUCGGAGAUGGGAAGAGCUUUUCCUACUCACACGGCUACAACUCUGAUGAGAAUGCCAUGAUGCGAAAGUUCUGCUUUGAAACGGGCGGCGUGCGUGGCAUGCGGCUAAAGGCUGACUUGUCAACACAUGAACUGUUCAAAAUAGACAGAUUUCGACUUCUUGGCUCAGCACAGCAUACGAAAUUCCAUGGCACAGCCGGUGUGGAUGUUGAAGUGGACCGUCAAUGCAGUGGUGUUAGCGGCUCGACAUCUUUCAGGCUAGGUCCGUGUCUGGCUGGCUGCCAAUUCUCGUAUGACCUGCCAUCAAGGUCUUUUCCUGAUCGUCAGAUUGGUGUGUCCUACUCGGAGAAGGACUUCACAGCUAGUGGUUCGCUGCAUACGGGUACAGAUUUCCGUGGAUAUCGCAUGUCACUGCACCAGAGAGUUUCAGAGCGCUUACAAUGUGCUGCUCAGGUUGUCUGGGCCGCUGGUAGUUCAUCAGCAUCGUUCGCACUGGGCGCGGAGGGUACGCUUGACGAUGAGUCCUCACUCAAAGUCAAAUUCAACAACCAAAGUGACUUGGGAGUGACAUACAAGCGCCGCCUGGAGCCUGGUGUGACCUUGUCCGCAGGUGUGCUGUUCGGCUUACAAAGCCUCAGCCUCCCAUCCAUUCAACACUUUGGUGUAGGAUUGACGUUUGAAGCUGAGGGCACUCCUCCAUUCCUGCUGUCGCUGCUGAAGGGCCGCCUCUAG
Molecule: messenger RNA, 939 nt
Organism: Sycon ciliatum
Lineage: Eukaryota; Metazoa; Porifera; Calcarea; Leucosolenida; Sycettidae
Product: voltage-dependent anion-selective channel-like
Exons: 1
Coding region: 1-939 (312 amino acids)
Biological process (GO): monoatomic anion transmembrane transport
Cellular component (GO): mitochondrial outer membrane
Molecular function (GO): voltage-gated monoatomic anion channel activity
Source: RefSeq, a predicted model, not a curated record